Molecule: messenger RNA, 1639 nt
Organism: Ictalurus furcatus (blue catfish)
Lineage: Eukaryota; Metazoa; Chordata; Actinopteri; Siluriformes; Ictaluridae
Exons: 3
Coding region: 9-674 (221 amino acids)
Biological process (GO): response to bacterium
Source: RefSeq, a predicted model, not a curated record
CGAUCGGGAUGAUCGGAAUGUUGACUAAAAUAAUUUUACCACCAUUCAAAAAGACUGUGUUUCAACUAGACAUAACUGAAAAUAUAAUUUCUCUGAAUAUUCUACAUGUUACUAAAGAUGAUGAAGCGAUGUACUUCUGUGGAAUGGCUCGAGUGAAUGUUGUUGAGUUUUCUAGUGGAAUAUUUUUAUCUGUAAGAGAUAAAGCACAUCUGGACGUCUCGGUGGUCCAGAGCGGCGUGUCGGACUCGGUUCCUGCAGGAGCGUCAGUGACUCUGCAGUGCUCGGUCCUCUCUGAGAGCAGAUUAGCAGAACUCCAAGUGCUCUGGUUCAGAGCUGCUCCACCACAAUCCCAUCCUCAAAUCAUUUACACUCAUCACAACAGCAGCCAUCAGUGUGAGAGCGGCUCUUCUACACACACCUGUGUGUACAACUUCCCCAAGAACAUCCUCAGCCUCAAUGAUACUGGAACUUACUACUGCGCUGUGGCCAUGUGUGGGAAGAUCAUUUUUGGGAAUGGGACACGAGUACAUUUGGCAAAGUCUGCGAAUCCUUUCCUGAUCAUUCUGUCAACAUCUCUGGGAGUGUGUGGGAUUCUGAUCACUGCUCAAGCCAUUUUCAUUUGUAAAAGGACACAUUAUAAAUACCACAGUGGUAAGUAUUUAUAUGUUCAUUAAGGUUGUAUAAAAUGUUUAAAAUUUGGCCAAAAAAUUUUUUUAAGCAAAUAUUAAUAAAAAUUUCCAAAUCUAAAAUAUUAGAUGCGCGUCUUGAAAAUAUUCAGGAAAAUUCAAAGACUCUACUUAUAUUCCUCAUUCAACAGCACUGUGUAUACAAUACAUGUUUAAAAAGAAAGACAAUAAAACUUUACAGUUUAGUGAUUUAACCUGUAUAACCGAUCAAUAAUGAAUUGUAAUCAAUGUGUUUUGCUUUUUUUUUGCACUUCGUGAAGGUCCUGAGAAAGAAAACGCAACUGAUCAGGUACAUCUGACAUCUUACACUGUACAUAUGCACUGAACACUCAGUCAUGCUGCUAUAGGAAAAUAAUCAAUGAUGGGGUGGUGUGAUGAAGCAGAGUUACUGUUACCAGCCUAAAGGAGUUGAUUGUUUUCCUUUAACAACAUGUUCUAAAGUAUUUUCCAACUACUGUAUAGAAGGUGCCGAUUCCUUACGUAUUAACAAAGUAGAAAAUCUUUCACGUUCAUUCCCACAGAGCUGUAAUGUGGAGUUGAAUUACGCUGCUUUGCAUUUCAAUAAGAAGAAAGCCAAAAGCGGGAGGAGGAAGAGCGAACAACCUCAAGACACUGUGUACUCUGAAGUGAGACGUUUCACGGUCACUGACUGAGGGGGCGUUUACAUGACGAUGUGCUAAAAAUGUAAAAGUUUUUCCCUUUGCGUCUUUAAAAAAAAAGUUUCACGUACUGACGACAACGUUCACCUGGAUCCACGAAAACAACUAAAAACGCUGUAUUAUGCAUGCCAGGCCAGUAGUUGGCGAUGCCACUUUGUAAAGAAACACUAUGCACCUGCACACAUAAGCAUUUACGUCAACGUGAACGGCAUAUUGAUCCCGGCAAGGCUGCGCUAUAAACAAAUACAAGUAAACAGGGAAAGCUGUGGUUUUUCUGGAUAAAAAUACAUAAUA